Molecule: messenger RNA, 1721 nt
Organism: Microcebus murinus (gray mouse lemur)
Lineage: Eukaryota; Metazoa; Chordata; Mammalia; Primates; Cheirogaleidae
Source: RefSeq, a predicted model, not a curated record
AACCAGGUAGUGGUUGCCAUAGAUAUGUCAGAACCCUCACAGCCAUUGUUAGGAUGUUGCCAGACCCUUUAUAAGUGAAGGACUGAGUUGUGUGAAUCUGCCAAGAAGGUUAGAAAGCACAAUCUACCUUCCUAUUACUUUAUACAUUUUACAUCUUUCAUCCAAAAGAACAAGUUCUUAUCAGAUAAAGAACCACCUCAAGAAACAUGAAUCAUGAUCCGGCUACUAACCUCCUGCUGGUCUCGGCUAAGGACAACUGAGGAGGCACGAAGGAAUGUGACCAUACUUUUCAUUGGCUUGGACAACUCAGGCAAAACAGUUCUUGUGGAGGCGUUCCAAAGAUUACUUCCCAGUAGGAUAGACAAUUGUGUGCAAUCAGGACUGACUACACUCCUGUUAGAUGAAUAUGAAGUUUCCAUCUAUGACCUGAAUGGAGAUCGGAAAGGCCGAGAAACCUGGCCAAACUACUAUGCACGGGCACACGGGCUUGUUUUUGUCCUGGAUUCCAGCGACAUAGAACGCAUGCAGGAAGUCAAGAUCAUCUUAACACGUCUGCUGUCUGAUAAAAGAGUGGCAGGGAAACCCAUCUUACUCCUGGCAAAUAAACAAGACAAGAAGAAUGCCCUCCUACCUUGUGAUAUUAUUGAAUAUCUACUCCUGAAAAGGCUAGUGAAUGAGUACGAUUCCUUGUGCCGCGUGGAGCCAUGUUCAGCCAUCCGAAAUCUUCCAAGGAGGAACCAUCAACCCAUAAUUAAAGGGCUGCGCUGGCUAUUAGCUGUCAUUAGAGACAAACAUGAAGAGCUAUGUACUCGCCAACCACCACCCAUCUCGAACAUCCCAGCCUCCAGGCAUUCCCGAAGAUGUGGAGAAAGAUGCUCAUCAGACAGCUUCUCUACCACCAGAAUGAGAAUACCCAAAGAGAAAAGACAGCAUCUAGGACAACACCCAGUGGAUGCUAGGCCCCUAAAGUCAAUCCUACAGAAAGAAGGCUUAAGAUUCAGGCCUAAAAAGAACAUAUCAGUAACCUUUGCUAUAGAUGAACCCAUGAAGGAAGGUGAAUGUUCUGGGAGAAACAGAGCUAAAAGAACUAAUGAGCUUCGCUAUAAUCGACGCAAAGACCUACAGACUCCAGCUCUGUAUAAUGACGACAAUCUUUUUGAAGAAUCCAGGGCAAAAAAGAGAAUGGAGACCUGGGAUACAAAGAAGGUGUUAUUGGAAAAUACCUGUGACGACGACUUUUGUUCCUAUGACUGCUAAAGAGAGAAAUGGAGGGAAAUCAAAAGACACAUCUAAUAUCCCUCCCUCAGCAAAUGGGUUCAACUCCAGAACCAUCAGGACUACUUAGUUUUCUAAUUUGUAUCUGAUAACACCUCUACAGUCCUCCUACAACUCCAACUACUUUAACAUCACAUCCCUGAGAACCCCCAUUGUUCCCAUGUACCUAUGUUCCAGCCAUCGAAUUAAUUCUAUGCUCACUGAGAGGCUCAAGAAAAGUUAGGUGCUUCCAUUUGAGAAUGAAGACCAUCUUGGAAAAGAAGAACCGAGACUUUACAUCUUUAUACCCAGAUGCUCCUGACGAAGCCUGCAGACAAUAAGCCGUGGGUGGCCAACCAAAGUUGAGCCUUAGAAGUACAGGGUUCAUUUAGAAAUACAUUUGUUUCCUUUAAGGUUCUUGGGUGUGAAGGGACUGGCAAAAAUAAAUAGAACUUCUUUGCUGAGAA